UCUUAUUCCUAGAAUGAAACACCUGAUCUAUCGAGGGCUGAACUCUACACUAUUCAUAUAUGUAUGUAUGUAUCGAACAGCUCGCACUAUGUACAUACCUACCUACACAGUACCUAGUACCUACUAUAAUUACAUAGUAGGUGGCCAGUUCAAGCUCCAACUUCCAACAGGCUGUGCUUCCCGUGUCUGUCGUAGACCAACGGAAUACACAUCUCAUCCGAUUCAUCAUCCAUCAGGCAGCCAGCUUACUACCUUUAUACUACCUUUACCUGGACAGCACAUGGUGAUACAAUACAUAGUAUUGAGCUCACUAGGUAUCACUCGUAUUGAUGAAAGCAAUAUUACUGCUACUUACCUACAGCAGUAUCUAAUAUUUAUUCUACAGCUUUUCAAGCUACUCCUAUUUCAAGUCCGAGGCUCUAUAAGACAAAGUAGACCCUCGAGCCUUGAUAAUUUGUCGCAGCAAUACCUUUACUCAGCAACACCGUAGUCUACAAGAACUGACAUUCACGGCUUGCCAUGGACGACCUUCCCCCUCCGCCGUAUACGGAGACGGAUAUCAACUCACAUGUCGCCCAAUCUGCAUCAAACGAUGACGAUGCUUCAACUGUCUCAUCUUCUCAAGGUCCCAUUAUCUACACCCCACCGGAGUCACCCCGAGAAUCUCAUUUCGACUUUUCUGGGAAUGAAGACCAUCGUACUGUAGCCUCUGUCCAAUCUUACUUCGAAUCUCACCCUGCUAUUACACAUGGACCUGAGCCAAAUAAGGUGGUUCUAUUAGAUAUCCGUGACGAUGGCUCCUCUUCUCCGUCAGAUUUCCCUUAUCCGUCUUGGAUCGGAGAAUAUGAUACCACUGAGCAAGAUUGGCACACCUUUCUUAAUUACGCCAUACCAAAUCGUAUACCAAGAGCUGAUUUACUCGCAAUCGAACGCAAGUUGAAAGCUAAGGAUGAUGGACAGUCGCCCACGGCCGAAAAAGACAUCACUGAAGCGCAACUAGGCCAGACCAAGACAUCUACUAAUUUGCCGUCUGAACCUUCACACAGUGUCGAUGCUAUGAUUCGCGAAUGGAACAAUGGCUUCUUCGGGCCAAGGGGCCUGACUGUACGUCGACCGGAUUCAUCCUCCAACGGAUUAGAUACAUCGUUUGGCCGUAGUCAGACUACGUUACCGCAGCCGGAACCACUGCGUCAGGAGCCAGGCAGCUCAAUGCCUCAAGAACAGCACCAUAGAUCAGGAUGGAACCCAUUCCGACCGUUCCAGUCGACGGCCCGCGGUCUCCGUAUUGGACGUCUCAACAUUGAGGAUGACCGCGUUUCAUUUGGUAACUCAUUUGAAGUAAAUAGAAAUGGCGUGCGAUGGAACAAUCAACCUAAUAACGACAACCACUGUCCUUUUCCCGAUCCAAGAACACGAAGCGACCCCUUUACAGUUCCUAGCACUUUCCCUGGUUCCCAUCGAGGGAGAGCAAGCUUUGGAGAUCGUGACCGCGGUAGCAUGGGGUGGGGAUCAGGCUCUCGCCCAAUGCACCAGCAUCCAUAUGGGAGCCGCAACCGCUCGCCUAGCUCCCACUCCGAUGCUUCAUCCUCGGACGCAUCCUCGGACUCUAGCAUCGGCAGCCUGCCGGACUGGGACGAUCUGAAAGACAGCCAGUUAUCGGCUACAAAGGAGUCUGUAUCGGCCUGGCUCACACAUCCAGAACUACCCGUGACUAAGUCGAUGAUCAAAGCCGCACGCUCCGAGAUAAAGGCAGCUAAAAACGCCCCCCCGACAUUGCAAGCUGACCCCAUAACCUGGGAAAUCAAGAAACAGGUGCUGCGCCAGGAAGUCAGGGCCCUGUUAGCACAGUUCAAGGAACUGAAGCGGGAGCAGAAAAAGUCUGCUAAACUAGCGCGAAAGGAUAGAAGGCAGCUAAAACGCGCUCUCAAGCGUGAACGUAGGGAUAAACGCCGAGCCGAGAGGAGAGAGCAUAAGACGCAGGGACGUGAUAUGAGGCGUGCGGAACGCGAGGCGGAAAGGGGUGCCAGGCGCGGCGGGCUUGGACCUCUCGGCCACAAUACUAUAAUUCCGGGACCUAUUGUCGCUAGUCCCCCUGUCCCUAUAAGCAGCUUGCCUCCGAUCUCAAAUCUCCCAUCUAUGCCGGGCGGUGCAUCACUGGAACACCGCGAUACACAAAGGGGAGACGGCACCACUCAUUCCUCGGUAGACCACGAUAUGGAGUCGAAGUUACUCGCGCAACAAAGCAGAAAACAACAUAUGAUGGCUAAAGACAAUAUGCCUCCAUGGCUCGGCAAUGAAGAUGAUUCAGUUUUCAUAACCAAUACUCAGCAGGACUACCAAGCCCAGCUAAUGCAGCUCGAGAUGGAAAACAAGAAGCGGCUCUUAAUUGCUAGAGCCGAGCAGGACAGACAGGCCUUGGAAAAUAUGCCUGGGGAAUCUAGCAGUGCGCAGAAUGUACCUGCUAGCACCGAUGGCCCUUGGGCCUCACAAAUCAAUCACGCACGCCUCCACGCCAUGCAAGCCCAGCACCAGGCGAAUCUGGCGCGCUGCCAAGCAGCGCGAAUACGGUCAGAUUCCCAACAACAAAUAAAUAUCGCGCGCGCGCAAGCCAUACAGGCGCGGACGCAAGCUCAGCACCAGGCGAAUCUGGCGCUCUCACAAGCAGCGCGAACACGGUCGGAUUCCCAACAACAAAUGAAUACCGCACGCGCGCGAGCCAUACAGGCGCGGGUGCACGCCCAACAACAGGCGAAUCUAGCGCUCUCACAAGCCCAACACCAAGCAAGCCGCUCACAUGAGGACGCGCUACGCAGGGAACUCGCACGAAUGAAAGCUAUGAGUAAUCAUGGGGCCAAUCAGCCGUCAGGGGCAACACAAAAUCCUGUCUCUGGGCCCUCGAACGGGACGGGCAACAAACACGCAGCCUUGAACCUUUUGAAGAAUCAGAUUAGCUCCAAAGAGCAAGCCUUGUUGGUGCUACGGACGAGCCAAAUGAAUCUCGGGCAGACUGUGGAUAGCCAAAGUGCCGAGACCAAGGCCUUUGGACGUAAAAUGAGGGAAUUGGAAUGCGAGAUCCUGGACUUGACUGCCCGUAUGCAACGUUUGAGUGUUGAGGCUGAUGAGCAGUUGGCUGCAGAGCUGGAAGAAGAGGAGAAGCGGCUGAGGGAGUAGAGCAAGAAGGGGUAGAUGUUGUUUCCACACCUACCUAAAUACCUUCCUAGGCAUUCAUGGUCAAACCAUAAGGGGAAGCUGAAGAUGAUGAACUCAACAAGAUGGAAAGAUUACAGGUAUAGAUGGGAUUCUUACACGGUUAUGAGAUCAGUGGUACUUAUAUGAACAAGGGGGGCUGGGAUCAGGUUCCGGAAAUACAACCACUCUCUGUGCUCGGUUAUUACGUUACGGCUUUAUGGGAAGGAAACGGGAGACUGGCUCACAAGAUGGGAUUCAAGAUUUUUGCAAACGUAUGGAUUUCCUCAAUAAGUACGGAUAGGUACGGUUAGAUAAUUAGGUGUCUGGAUAGAUGCACAAACGGGUAGUAAUCAGGCCCGCAAUGUCUUCUUCACUUCACACUUGGCUUUAUUCAGAAUGUAUCAAGAGCCCCCUUUUCCCCUUUUCCCCCUCUCCCCUUUUC
Molecule: messenger RNA, 3631 nt
Organism: Hypoxylon fragiforme
Lineage: Eukaryota; Fungi; Ascomycota; Sordariomycetes; Xylariales; Hypoxylaceae
Exons: 1
Coding region: 520-3171 (883 amino acids)
Source: RefSeq, a predicted model, not a curated record